UCUCUCUCUAUUUCUUUAAUAAUCCAAAUCUCUUUCUCGAACACCAUUUCUUUAAUAAUCAAAAUAUCUCUUUCCAUUAGUUCAAAUCUCUCACUCAAACAUCAUUUCUUUAAUUAUUCGAAUCUCUCUUCAAAUACCAUUUCCUCUAAGAAUCCAAACUCUCCAUCAAACACGAUUCCCUCUCUCUCUCUCUCUCUCUCUCUCUCUCUCUCUCUCUCUCUCUCUCUCUCUCUCUCCAUAACCACGUACAAACACAAACUCCAUUCCUUCCAUGCACCUGCUCUAGUUCUCUCUCUUUCACAUAUGGACUCCCUCUUCUUGCUAGAGAAAAAUGCCCGCACCAGCUUACUCAAAACCAUAGCUCAGGCCUUUGGCUGCACCUACAUUUGCUUAUGGUCCUAUCUUCCUCCACCCGACCACUGCUUAUUCUCAAUGGAUGGUUGGUGCAAUGAAGAUUACAACCGUCCGAGCUCCUCCACUAGCAGCUUCCCCAAGAGGCUUUUCGAUGAGUACCGCCAGUCUUUCUACACCAUUGAAAAUAGUUGCGUCCCAGGGUUCGCUUUCAAGGCAGGCCUUCCUUACCUAGAGCUACAAGAUACCGAUCUUUUGAAUUUGGCUUCAAAUGAAACUCAACGGCAGUUUUAUCAGGAAGCAGGUAUUAAGACUGCUGUUUUCAAUGGGUGCAAAACAGGAGAGAUAGAAUUAGGCAUGUCGAUUCCACCCCAGUUUAACAUGGAGAUGGAGAUUAGGAAACUGUUCGCAGAAGACUUCAUUCAGCAGUUUCAAUUGAGAGAGGCCCACCUUCCUGAUCAGAGCCGACCAUCAUCUUCUUCCUCAUCAUUGAGAUCGCUUUCCAUGGGAAGCCCUGAGUACUCAGCCCUUGGUCAGGUUAACACCGUGAGCACGUCUUACAUGACUGAUGCUUUCCAAGAAACUCCAAUCCACCGAGCAACCAAACCAACAUUCGUUCCACUCCCAACUCACCACCAAUCAAUGCAAGCUUACGGCCAGAGCCGCAAUUUUCAAUUGCCAACUCCAGAAAGUGCUGAUGCGGCAAUGGCAAGAGCCAUGAUUGCAGUCAUGUCUUCUCCUUCAUCUUCAUCGUCGGCCUACGAAGCACAACAACCUCACAGAGGCCAACAUCAGGCAACCAACCAAAGAGGAGCAUUCAAGCGCUAUGUGCCAUCUCUCACCCCCAAGAUUGAAAUAAAGCCCAAGUCUCAUAGCCAAAACAUGAUUAUGCGAGCGCUCGCUUACUUAAGAACGAUGAAAGUGCCCACGCCGGAGACACGCCCAACUGGCCCAACUAGCAAUCAAUUGCACCAUAUGAUAUCAGAGCGGAAGCGGCGAGAGAAGCUCAAUGAAAGCUUUCAAGCACUGAAAUCACUACUCCCUCCAGGAUCUAAGAAAGACAAGGCAUCGGUGCUCGCCAACACUAGGUUGUACUUGAGUUCUUUGAAAGAUCAGGUUUCCGAGCUUCAGGAGAAGAACCGGCUUUUAGAAAUACAACUAGCACCGACUAAUGCAGCUAAAGAAGAAGUCGAUAUUGGGAAUGAAAGAACAGUGAUUCGAGUUACUGAAGCAUCUGAAUCGUCGUCUGAAUCGAGAGUAAUCGAGUUGCAUGUGAUGGUGAGGGAAGAAGAUUGUGAGAUUGUAGAUUUGCUUCUCCACUUGCUUGAAUGCUUGAAUCAAAUGCAAGGUGUGAGCUUUGUAUCCAUGGAAGCAGACACUCGGUUGCACCAGACGAAUUCUUUCCAUCGAGCGAUCUUGAGACUAAAGAUUAAGGCUAGUGAUUGGAAUGAGGAGUCGUUCAAGGAAGCCAUGACGCGAGCUGUUGCUGACGUGGCACGACGGAAGACGUCCAGUUCAUAACUCUUCUUCAUCCGGGAGGUGGGGCCCAUCUCAUGUCGCCCAUAUUGACCGCAAAUUACAAAAUAUCGUUGAUCCUCUUGCCAUUCAAACAAGGCCAGCAUCAACUGAGAAACUUCCAAAGUUAUCAAGAUUCCUAUCCUCCGGCAUGUAUUGUACGAAAUCCAAGGUUUUGCUAAUCCUACUCGCAGACACCCAGGAGGGAAAGACGCCAAAAUUUACCACGUGUAUGAGAUCCAAGCCAUUCAUUAGCCCAAUCCUAGGAUGCAGAUUGCGUCUGGGCAGGGCUGUGGGCGCUCCCAGUCUAGCGACACAUGCGUGUGUACAAGCAUAGGACCGACAGUGAACGGGACAAAAAGGCCAUUUCAUCUACGGAACUUUUACUUUUUCACUUCAGAUCCCAUACUUAUACACGCGCACGUGCCGCUCCGCACGAGCGAACUGCACAAAUGCGGGAAGCUGGAUAGCUAGAGAAAGAAAAAUGUUCACAUGCAUUUGCAUGUGUUCCUACCCGAUGGUGCAUUGCCCGCAUGAUGAAUGGCCUGGAUCUCUCACACGUGUCAGAUGUUGGCAUGUGGGCCAGCGAGUAGGUCUUAGAUUGAGAGAUGCGAGUAAUAGUACUAAUCAAAAGUGGCGAGCUGGUCGUUGUACGAGGGCGCAGACACAGACAUUCGAAGCGCCUCUUUUUCUUUUCGUUUCAUUAUCUUUUUUGAUGCAGAAUAUAUCAUUAACAUUAAUUCGUUUCCCUUAGAUGAGAAUAAAAUGGUUAUUUUUCAGACGGCGCGUUUGACUGACU
Messenger RNA from Magnolia sinica, 2665 nucleotides. Its product is annotated as putative transcription factor bHLH041. The record is from RefSeq and is a predicted model, not a curated record. Lineage: Eukaryota; Viridiplantae; Streptophyta; Magnoliopsida; Magnoliales; Magnoliaceae. The transcript is spliced from 8 exons. Gene Ontology annotation, molecular function: protein dimerization activity. Bases 304 to 1872 code for a protein of 522 amino acids.